Messenger RNA from Helianthus annuus (common sunflower), 738 nucleotides. RefSeq names its product vegetative cell wall protein gp1-like. The record is from RefSeq and is a predicted model, not a curated record. Lineage: Eukaryota; Viridiplantae; Streptophyta; Magnoliopsida; Asterales; Asteraceae. The coding region runs from base 1 to 738 and encodes 245 amino acids. The transcript has a single exon.
AUGUCGGCUGUACCAUCUCCUCCACAUGACUUUGAGCCUGAUCUUGAGCUAGACUUUGUUCAUAUUGAUCAGCCCGAUACUACACCUGCUGAUCCUGAGCCGAUACACGCUGGUCCUGAGCCUUUGCCUGACCAUGAUCCUAUUCCAUUUGGCUUACCUGACAUUGCACCUCUCAUACCUGACCCAGUUCCUGCACCCGCUGACCCUCCUGUUGUUGAGCCAGUCACUCCUCCACUUGCACCUGCACCCGUUGAUGUUGCUCCUUUUCACCCAGUAUUGUCUGAUGUUCACCGUGUUGAUCUCCCUACUGUUUUCUUGCAGGGCAUACCCGCACCCCAUCCAGGGGAAGGCACUUCUAGCCAGCAGCCUAGCCAUGACCCUCAUGUAACAGCAUCUUUUCCCCGUAUACCUCAGUCUGCACCCUUUGCUCAUUUUACUUCUUCGCCACUUGAUGAGCCAUUUCGAUGGUUCCCACCGUACACUAUGCCGAUUUCUGACCCCUACCAUCCAUCACACUUUGCAGGCUAUACAUGGGAUGAGUUACUUUUAUCCCUUCAGCUUCAGUUCGAGAUUAUGAGUCGUAGGGUUUUGGAGCUUGAGAUGACACCGCGUCCUUUGCCAUGUCCUUGUCAGCCAGCUUUUGUUCACCCUCGUUCAUCAUCGUCCCCAUUUUCACAUCCUCCUGCACCGCUUACUCCAUUUCCCAAGUUUGAUACUCGAUUUCUUACCGUUGAGUAG